AUGUCAUUGAUACGUGGAAUAACCUUGCACAAGACAUCAAAGUUGUAUUCUAAUAUGGAGGUACCCUUUUCUGCAUCUUGGAUAUCACAAACUAAAACCGUUUUCAUAUUGAUGAUCAGGUUGAGAAGACGAGAGAACAUAUCAGCCAACUCCUUUUUAUAUCUAGUGUCGCGUGUUUUAGAAGUCGCCAACUUGCUUGCUAAAACAUCACAUAUUCUAAGGCAAUCCAGUAAUAUGUCUCCAAAAUCAACUAUAUGUGCAACCACAUCCUUUAAGAACCCCAUGGUCAUAUUCCAAACAUCAGUAACAGAAUCAUUGUCCAUAAACUCGAAAAAGGCGAUCAAAAAUCUGGAGAGCUCCAGAACUUCAACCUCGGAAUCCAUAGUGGUCUUGGGUAACUCUGGUAGUGAUUGUGCGUUACACUUAGACAAAAUUGAGGUGAAUAAGGAAGGUAAAGUCAUUUGA
Candida tropicalis MYA-3404 is the source of this 465-nucleotide messenger RNA. RefSeq lists its product as uncharacterized. The record is from RefSeq and is a predicted model, not a curated record. The transcript has a single exon. The coding region runs from base 1 to 465 and encodes 154 amino acids. Lineage: Eukaryota; Fungi; Ascomycota; Pichiomycetes; Serinales; Debaryomycetaceae.